ACUGGUAGAUCUGCACUUUUAUUGGGCGCCACUGGCGCGACGGGGAAGCAUCUCCUGCGUGAACUACUUGCGUGCUCUCAGUAUAGCCGCGUGGGCGAGUACGGGCGCUGGGUGACAUCGCCUGACGACCUGCAGGACAAGGAGAAGCUCGAACAGAAGACGAUAGACUUCGAAAAGGUCGAAGAGGCGGGUUUGAGAGAGGGAAAGUGGGACGUCGUCUAUAUCAUACUGGGGACCACCAGAGCAAAGGCGGGUAACUCUGCUGCAUUUGAAAGGAUAGAUCGAGACUAUGUCGUAAAUGCCGCUCGAGCAGCAAAAUCCAACGAUCCCCAGCACACGCAGCGUCUUGUCUACCUCUCUAGCAACGGCGCGAGCCCAAAUGCGUCUUUACUGUACCUCAGGAGUAAGGGCCUCACCGAGAUGGCGCUUGCAUCACUGGGAUACGAAGAGACAAUCAUCCUCAGACCAGGUUUCUUACGGGGUGCUGAGCGAGGUGAGAGUAGGCCUUUCGAGGCAGUCAUGAUGUACGUGUGUUGUGCUUUGCUCAACUUGAUCCGCAUUAAUGCUGGACUCGCGGUACCGUUGCUUGCGAAAAGUAUGCGCAUUGCCGGAGAAUCGGGCAGUGUAGCUUUGUUAUCACAGGGGCAAGCGACUUCGGGAGGUGAAGACGGGAGAAAUUUUACCGUGGUAGGGAACUCAGAGUGCAUUUCACUCUCC
Gloeophyllum trabeum ATCC 11539 is the source of this 717-nucleotide messenger RNA. RefSeq lists its product as uncharacterized. The annotation marks the transcript as partial. Gene Ontology annotation, cellular component: cytoplasm. The transcript has 6 exons. The record is from RefSeq and is a predicted model, not a curated record. Gene Ontology annotation, biological process: import into nucleus. NCBI's taxonomy places the organism in Eukaryota, Fungi, Basidiomycota, Agaricomycetes, Gloeophyllales, Gloeophyllaceae.